UUUAAAUGAAAUGGGCUGAAGCAUUUCAGCUUUCUAAAAGGGAAGCAAAAAUACCUUGAGUAAAAAUAAAAAUAAAGUCCUUAAACAAAAACUGAAACAGUUGUAAGGUAAAAAAACGAUCUAGCCUAAUUGAGUCCUGAAGUUUAUUGCAACUAUGAGGAUGGUGGAAUGUGAAUGCAGUUUGACCCAGCUCUGUGUGGGGGCAUAUUUCUAACUUGUAUAGGGAUGAUAAAUAAAAUGGUAGCUUAUUAUGCCUCUUUCGAUUGGUAUAACCAACACUAGAGACACGAUUAAACUGAGAACAUGGUAUCAUAGCAUUGACUGGACUGUAUUAUCAUUGACUGUAUAGAAGCGUGCAACGAUGUCGUCGGUAGAGGGCGCUGUUUGUGUAUACAGCUGGUGAGACUGCCACCAGACCGAAGAAGGACGUCAAUCAGUGACCGGUGUGAUGUCCAGCUCCGUCGAGGAGGUCGCUCGCGCCAACGUGGAGACUGUCACUGUGGACGUGUGCGUGUGUUUGUUUAGCAGGGACGCGAUCUGCUGGAGAAUGUGAGGAGCUUUAGCACGUGCUGUGCUAAAAGGGGGGGGUCGCUGCUCUUUUGGAGUGAACGUGGCACCUGCGGCCGAGGGGGCGUGCCCGCGGGCCUCGGGAGUCACGCGGUCGCCAGCUGAUCCCGCUGAAGGCAGCGAUCGCACCCGGAAGUAGAGAACCUAAUGGUCUGGGAACAAGUCAGUUCCUCGGGCCCAUCAGCCGUCGGUGCCCGCGUGGUCCUCGCCCUAACCGCUCUGCCCAGGUCGCCCCCUGAUCCCCAUGCAAUCCUUUCUCCGCCACGCAACUCCAACGUGCAUGAUGCACAAAGCAAAUGACAAACCUGCUGUCAUAAAAAAAAUGAAGCUGCUUUUGAAGGCUGUGGGGAUGGUGGGGUCACGACCUGAAGACGCGGUUCCAGAUGCCUAACGUGUUUUCAGUGUUGGAGCUGCAGCCCGGUGUGAGCGGCUUCAGACUCUCCAACCAGUCCAUCCUGCUGGUCUGCCCCCUGCAGGCCAGUCUACAGGUGUUUGCCAUGACCAGUAUGCAGGCAUUACGCAGGAAGUCACUCCUCCUGACGGGUUACCUGGAGUAUCUCAUCCAGCAUCACUACACCGAAGACGCCGCCGUGCAGCCUGAGAAACCACACGUCCGCAUCAUCACGCCCUCCGACCCCCAGCUCUCGCUCUCCUUCUCGGUCCCCAUUGGCAAGGUUUUCAAGGAGCUGGAGAAGAGAGGAGUCGCAUUGGACACGAGAGAGCCCAGCGUGCUGCGACUCGCUCCGGUGCCGCUCUACAACACCUUCAGGGACGUCCACACCUUCAUACAGACACUGGGAUCGGCGCUCACCUCCAGAUGCCAGUGAACAAAGAGGGCUGGACUGAAGUUUACUGUGUAAAUGAGCUUGGACUGCUGCAAAGUCACAGAGGUACAAGAAGAUGUCAAGGAAAACAUUUGACAACAUUGUCUGUAAAUGUCUAUUUCAAUGUAUAAUUGCUUUAUUGAAGUCUAAAAGAUGAGUCUCCAUCAGUUUAACAAAUGAAGCAAAAAUAUCACACAUACAGUUUGCCACCACCUUGUGCUUCAACGAAUAAAACCAAACUUAUCAGAACCAUUAACAUAUGGAAAACACCUUUGUUGUGUCUGUGAGCUCACUGGCUAAUUAACAAAAAAACGCUAGAAAACGUCACAUUCUCUGCAUCAUUAGUCGGAACAUAUUACAUUACAUGUCAUUUAGCAGACACCUUUAUCCAAAGCGACGUCCAAUGGCAUUCAACAUUUACUGAGCAUGUUUUCACUUAUGAAUAAAUAUGAAGCAUCUGCUCCAACUUUCAA
Messenger RNA from Hippoglossus stenolepis (Pacific halibut), 1864 nucleotides. RefSeq names its product kynureninase. The transcript has 6 exons. Gene Ontology annotation, molecular function: pyridoxal phosphate binding; kynureninase activity. Gene Ontology annotation, cellular component: cytoplasm. The record is from RefSeq and is a predicted model, not a curated record. NCBI's taxonomy places the organism in Eukaryota, Metazoa, Chordata, Actinopteri, Pleuronectiformes, Pleuronectidae. Gene Ontology annotation, biological process: NAD+ biosynthetic process. Bases 951 to 1394 code for a protein of 147 amino acids.